AUGGCCGAGGAACCCCAGCCCGCAGGCGUGCACGAGGGUGCCGGCCAGCCGCCCGCUCCCGCUUCGGCCGAGGACCGCAAGGCGCAGGCGGCCAUGUCGACCUUGGACGCCGCCCAGCGCGACGACGACGGCGCUCCGAAGAAGAACGUUGACACCGAGGCUCUGGGUAAGGCCAUGAAGAACUUGGAUGUGAAGGACCAGAACAAGCCGCAGGAAGCCAAGAAGACCGUCAAGGUCGAUCCCGCAGACGUCACUCUGCUGGUCGAGCAGCUGGAGUUGGCCAAGCCCAAAGCCAUCGAGCUUCUGAAGGCUCACGACGGUGACGCGGUGAAGGCAAUGACUGUCUUCAUCGGCGUUUCCGCCUGA
Diplodia corticola is the source of this 366-nucleotide messenger RNA. RefSeq lists its product as uncharacterized. Bases 1 to 366 code for a protein of 121 amino acids. Gene Ontology annotation, biological process: protein stabilization; negative regulation of apoptotic process. The transcript has 2 exons. Lineage: Eukaryota; Fungi; Ascomycota; Dothideomycetes; Botryosphaeriales; Botryosphaeriaceae. The record is from RefSeq and is a predicted model, not a curated record.